Triplophysa rosa is the source of this 2755-nucleotide messenger RNA. Its product is annotated as interferon-induced GTP-binding protein Mx-like. Gene Ontology annotation, cellular component: cytoplasm; microtubule; membrane. Lineage: Eukaryota; Metazoa; Chordata; Actinopteri; Cypriniformes; Nemacheilidae. The transcript is spliced from 13 exons. The coding region runs from base 46 to 2019 and encodes 657 amino acids. The record is from RefSeq and is a predicted model, not a curated record. Gene Ontology annotation, molecular function: microtubule binding; GTP binding; GTPase activity. Gene Ontology annotation, biological process: defense response to virus.
CAAAACCUAAAUGAUAAGAGGCAUUCUUCAAAUUGGGACCAAAGAAUGGAUAGUAAAAAUACAUCUCAAGGUUUUCUUUCCUAUUUCUCAAAUUUUGGUUCUUCAGAAGAAAUUCAUGAUGAAGAUGAAAGUUUUACUUUAAAAAAGAAAGGUAAGAAAACGAGCGGAGUAUUUCAUGAUCAUUUAGAGGAGAGGAUACGUCCGUUCAUUGAUCUUAUUGACACUCUGCGGUCAGUUGGCGUUCAAAAGGAACUGGCACUGCCAACUAUUGUAGUAAUUGGAGACCAGAGCUCUGGAAAAAGUUCUGUUUUGGAAGCGCUGUCUGGAGUUUCACUUCCUAGAGGGAGUGGAAUUGUGACUAGAUGCCCAUUAGAACUGAAGCUGCGGCAGGAAAGGAGUGGAAUCAACUGGAAGGCAUCUAUAUCUUACGGUGGAAAGAAUGUUGUUAUUAAGGAUCCCUCAUCAGUUGAACAACACAUUUCAGAAGCCCAAAAUGAGCUGGCAGGGAAAGGGGUUGGAAUCUGUGAUGAGCCCAUUACUUUAACGAUUAUGUCACCAAAUGUGUGUGACCUCACGCUGAUCGAUUUACCAGGAAUUGCCAGAGUGCCAGUUCAAGGACAGCCAGAGGAUAUUGGAAAGCAGAUCAAAAAUCUAAUCUUCAAAUAUAUUGAGAAGACUGAAACUUUAAACAUGGUAGUGGUGCCAUGCAACAUAGACAUUGCAACAACAGAAGCACUAAAAAUGGCACAAGAAGUAGAUCCGGAUGGUAAACGAACCAUAGCGGUUUUGACCAAGCCAGACCUAAUGGACAAGGGAACGGAGCAUAACAUUCUGAACAUCAUCCGGAACAAAGUUAUCCCUCUCAGCAAAGGUUACAUCUUGGUGAAAUGCAGAGGUCAAAAACAGAUUGAUGAAAACAUUUCUCUGGAGAUGGCAACUCAGAUGGAGGCAGAGUUUUUCAAAAAUCAUGAGGUUUUCAGUUGCCUCAUGAAUGAGGACAAAGCUACAGUUAAAUGUCUUGCAACCAAGUUGUCCCAAUGUCUUGUUGAUCAUAUCAAAAAGUCACUGCCACUGCUCUCAGAAAAAAUAAAGAGGCAGAUAUGGGACUUGAAAAGUGAGCUCAAGGGAUGUGAAUCAGGACCACCACUUGACCCUCAGGAGGCAAAAAACUUCUUAAUUACGACCUUAACAGGUUUUAAUGACAUGAUCAAGGACUUGUCACUUGGAGAACUGAUCAAUGGGGAGCUGACCAGUAGGGACCUGAACUGUGAGGACAACUUGUUUGUCCAGCUUCGGGCUGAAUUCAAAAGCUGGAAUGAUAAUCUUGACCAAACCAAGGAGUCAUUUCAACAAUCAAUCAGGAUAUUUAAGGAUCACAGCCAGAAAUGCAGAGGAAGAGAACUGCUUGGUUUCAGCAACUACAAAGUGAUUGAGAAGCUUUUGCAGGAAUGUCUGAAAAAUCUUAAGGAUCCUGCCAUUGAAUCACUCAGUGUCACAAAAGAUAUCAUCCACAAGCAAUUUACCAAGGUUUCGGAACAGUGCUUCAAGAGCUACCCUUAUCUUCUAACUGUCACUAAGAACAAAAUUGAUAACAUUCAUUUGAAGCAGCAGGCCAAAGCAGAGCAAAGGAUCUUGGAGCAGUUUGAAAUGGAGAACUUGAUCUUCACUCAAGAUGCUAUUUACCUGAAGGUCUUGAAUGAAAUCGGCAAACCAGAAGAGACAUUUUCGGAGGAUAACCUUCCUGUCUUUGAUAACAAAAGCAUGUACUCUGAAAUGCUUCAGGCUUAUUAUCAGAUUGUGGUGCAGCGGAUGGCUGACCAGGUGCCCAUGUUGAUCCUCUAUUUGAUGCUAAGGGAGACUGCUCGCCUCCUGCGCACUGAGAUGCUCAGUUUAAUGGAUGGUGCACAAGUGAAUGAGCUUCUGUGUGAAGACUCUGAUGUCAGCAGAAAACGAAUUGAAAUACAGACACGUCUGGAUCGUUUAAACAUUGCUCAGGAAAGAAUGUGUAAUUCUGUUUAGGGAAAAAUCUCAGACAGCUUAACCCAUAAAUGCGUAUUUAAUAUUUAAUAUAUUUCAGCAUAUUACUCUUCCUCCUGUUCAUCCAAAUAUUUAUUUUUUUAAACCUGUAUUUUGUCUCGUGUUAGUCAAAAUAUCAAACACUAAGUGCAACUGUUAAUAAUCCUAAAGUAUUAUUUUAAUUAUUAUUAUCAACAUUUUAGAGCAUUAUAAAUAAUAUAUUUAGAAGCUACAUUUAUACAUAAUGGUGUGUGAAGUCAUUUAAAAAUUAUUCAUGAUCGAGUCAUGACAGUAAGACUUUGUAAAUGUAACUCUAAUCCAUUUAAGCAUCUUCAAUUUGUCUUUGUUGUGUGGUAAACGAUCACAUACCACAACAUACAGUUGUUCACUAACAUAUCAAAUAACAUGUGUGAUUGAGAAAUGGUAACAUUUCUUUUUUUUUUCCUGGAAAUAGUGAAAUGAAGUGUUGAGUAAAGGAAGAAAAUGCAAUUGUCCUCCCUUAUAAACAUAUAUAUAAUUCUAUUUGUAACCCUACAAAUGAUAACUAUAAAGGAGUGAAGUAUGAAAACACAAAUAAUAGUUUAAUUGAAGUAAUUUAUUAAUGUUGAUAGAUCUGGGCACGAGACAAUGUUUUGAUACCGUAAUCGUGCAUGGUUAAUAACACCUAUUGAAUCUGUUUCUAGUCAAACGAAGUUGGACAGAGCUAGACUGAGCAUCAAAGCACAUCUGAGAUUAUUCA